AACAUAGCCUGAUAAGGCAAACUGAGAUUGCCAGGUGACGUCGCGCCGACGCCGUGCUGAGCUCCAAGAUGUUAAAGCUGCAGUAACACAGAGGCCUCAGCGGCGCACCGCAGCAUGGAGCUCGUGUCAGUGCAGCAUGCAUUUGAGUACGCGGCCAAGGAUGGUCACCUCGUGUCCAUCAAACCGAAUGAAAGUUACAUCCUGGUCUCAAAGACUAAUGAGCACUGGUGGCAUGUCCGCAAAGACCAGCACACCAAGCCCUUUUAUGUCCCCGCGCAGUAUGUGAAGGAGAUCCAGUCACUUAAAGAAGACUCUCCUGCUCCUAAAAAGCUGGACUCACCUGAGACUAACUGCAGGUCAGAGGACACGGCUGCAAAGACACAACAUAAAGCGACAGCAGUGAUUCAUGUAUCUGCUCAGGAUGCUUCAAAAGAGACGCACCGGUUCUCCACUUUUGGUUUUUGUGACAUACCAGAUGUGAAGAAGCCCUGUGAGACUGUGGAGGAAGGAAAAAUCAGCUUUGCACACAGUCAGGAUAAUAUAAAGACACAUGAUUCGACAGAACGCUCUUCAGUCCCCUCUGCACCUCUGAAUACUGACAACAUGCAGCUCUAUGCAAAAUCUCAUCCUGUGCCAAAGGUCAAAAACGGACACACAGAAAGCUCACUGCAGCAUGACGCUGUCGAACAGACUUUUCCACACGGUGAGGAUAUGGACUUCCCUUUACCCCCGGAUUCACACAUAUACGACACCAUACCAGAGAUAAACAUCCCAGAAUUUGACACUUAUUCUGAGGUGCUUGGUCCUGUUUCUGACACAUUGACGUUGGAGCAGCAGAAUCAAACUGCAGAGAAAACUUCUACGGAUGAACCUCCCGCUGAGCAGGUGCAGGAUGAGAGUCUCCGCUCAGCCGUCUACGUAAACGUAGCACAACUUCGCCAGAGCAUCUCCGAGUCUCCUCCCUCGGCUCCUUCGUCCUACUCUCCUUCCUACCUCGACCCGGAGGGAUGGGAGGUGCACGUUGACGAAGAAAGUGGACAGGAGUACUACUACCACCCCGCCACUGGGCGCACCACCUGGGACAACCCCUUUCUCGACUCCCCCACGGACCCCGAGCCGCCUUGUUCCCCCUCGCCUCCUCAGUCUCCCGCCCUCUCUCCGUCCACCGCCUCACCCUCUGCGUGGACCUCCGACUGGGAGCAGCUGGUGGAUGAGACCAGCGGACGCCCUUACUUCUACAACCCGACGUCUGGGGAGACGUCCUGGGAGCCUCCAGAGCAGCUGAGCCCGUACCCCCCUCUGAUGGAGCCCAUGAGCGUGCACAGGUUUCACGAGGACGAGCCGCCUCCUCUUCCUGAGGAGGACUACCCCUCAGAGGAUUACCCAGCUGCUGAUCAGCCAGAGGGACACGAGGAUCUCCUGGCCACAGGCCCUCCCACCCUCCCUAAAGAGUACACCCUCAGUCAUGUGAGCCGGACCCUCAUCCCCCGGGCCAACUUGGACCGCAGCACCCCGACUGGCUGGAACCUCAACGUGGAACCGAACGGGACCUGGGUGUUCACCAGCGAGCACUCUCCAGAGCAGUGGAUUAAGUCCAGAGAUGAUCGAGGUCAGACCUACUACUAUCUGAGAGACGGCUCCAAGUCACAGUGGAACCUGCCGGAGGUCCCUGUAGCUCCAGGUCAGUCCAGGAUGGAGAACGGCGUGGAGGCCGACAGCCCGUCGGUCAUCAAAAACUGGAGACACUCCAUGGGACCUGCGCUGCUCAGCUCAGCCCAGGAUGACGGGAGGUUCGUCCCGACUCACAGGAGAAACACGUCCGACUACAGCAGCGACAGCUCCAGUACGGGAAACUCUCCAGAGACGCAGCAUAACGUGCAGAACUUGGAGAAAGCGGGAAUUCUCAACAAAACAAAAGUGUGUGAGAACGGCAAGAAAGUAAGGAAAAACUGGGCCCAGACGUGGACGGUUCUCCACGGAGGAGUGCUGACGUUCCACAAAGACCCAAAGUCUGCAGCGACGGGGGCCUCGAACAAGACCAAUCAGAUUGUUCCAGAGGUCACGGUGGACCUGCGAGGAGCGACGAUUGGCUGGGCCUCGAAGGACAAAUCCAGCAAAAAGAAUGUUUUAGAGUUAAAAGGGAAGAACGGCAUGGAGUUCCUGAUACAGUACGAUACAGAAAGCAUCAUCACCGACUGGCACAAAGUCUUAGUGGACACCAUACGACAGCUGGAGUACCAGGACCAUCACUCAGAGGAGGAGGACGGAGACUUAUACGAGAAGAUUGCCACCACGGAGCGAGAUGAAAAGUCUGGAGGCGGCAUAGACAGGCGGAGAUCCUCCAGACCGAGUGUCACACACUCAUCCAGCAAUGCAGGAGACAACGAUCAGAAGAGGGUUCGAACUAAACUGAUGAAGUUCCUCAUGAAACGUCCCACGCUGCAGUCUGUGAAGGAGAAAGGAUACAUCCGAGACAAUGUGUUUGGUUGCCAUCUGGCCACAUUAUGUGCACAAGAGAGGACCACUGUUCCUAGUUUUGUGGAGAAAUGUGUGAAAGCAGUGGAAAAGAGAGGUUUAGACAUCGAUGGGCUCUACAGAGUGAGCGGCAACCUCGCUGUCAUUCAGAAACUUCGCUUCAAGGCCGAUCACGAGGAGCUGGACCUCGAGGACGGACAGUGGGAGGACGUUCAUGUCAUCACCGGAGCGCUGAAGUUGUUUUUCCGAGAGCUUCCCGAGCCGCUUUUCCCAUACAGCCACUUUAAUAAGUUCAUCACCGCCAUCAGAAUUCCAGAUUACAACACAAAACUGUCCUGCAUGUAUGAGCUGGUCAGAUCACUUCCUCCUGCAAAUCAUGACACCAUGAAACUCCUUUUUGGGCAUUUACGCAGGGUCAUUGAGUAUGGAGAGGACAAUCGCAUGACUGUGCAGAAUGUGGCGAUUGUAUUCGGCCCGACUCUUCUUCGGCCAGAGACGGAGUCGUCCAACAUCACCAUGCACAUGGUGUUUCAGAACCAGAUCGUGGAGUUCAUCCUGAACGAAUACGAGCGCAUGUUCUAAAUGUGGUCGCGAGCCUCCAGUGCGGACUCUGGGCAAACGUCUAAAUGUGCUAUUUGAAGUGCUAGAGUUACAUUUUUUUGCACGCGCACAAACAGCUUCAGUUCAACAUCUCAAAACUCCUCUUGUUGAAUAAAAAGGGCUCUUCA
Messenger RNA from Plectropomus leopardus (leopard coralgrouper), 3203 nucleotides. RefSeq names its product Rho GTPase activating protein 27 (gene arhgap27). NCBI's taxonomy places the organism in Eukaryota, Metazoa, Chordata, Actinopteri, Perciformes, Serranidae. The record is from RefSeq and is a predicted model, not a curated record. Gene Ontology annotation, cellular component: cytoplasm. Gene Ontology annotation, molecular function: protein binding. Gene Ontology annotation, biological process: signal transduction; regulation of GTPase activity.